AUGCCUGACUCAAAUUCGGACCAGAAAGACGACUCGCUCAACAAGCUCGAUAGCUUGUCAUCCCUGGCAAUGGGGGCAUAUGAAGGAUUCGAUGAACAAGAAGUACAAUACUUGGCAAGUGCAUAUAACGAUUCUGCACAAGGGUUGACGAGGUACUUAACUCACAUGUCUCAAGUCCCUGGGGUGAAUCCCCUCUUAGAAAUGGAUGAGAGACUUGACCCUAAUUCAAAUAAUUUUGAUGCUAAAUUUUGGGUAAAGAAUCAAAGGAAGUUGUUUGAAACAGAGAGGGAUUACUACAAGCCUUCACGCUUAGGUGUUGCGUAUAGGAAUUUAAGAGCACACGGGGUUGCAAAUGAUACAGACUAUCAGCCGACAGUUGCCAAUGCCGUGUGGAAAUUUACCACCGAGAUUAUAGGCUUUUUAAGAAACAAUGACGAGCGUAACCAAUUCAACAUUCUCAAGAGCAUGGAUGCGAUUAUCAAACCAGGUGAGCUUACAGUUGUUUUGGGAAGACCAGGUGCUGGGUGCUCUACGUUGUUGAAAACAAUUGCUGUCAACACGUAUGGCUUCCACAUCGGAAAGGAAACCACAAUAAAUUAUGAUGGAUUAACGCAAAAGGAUAUAGCAAAGCACUACCGAGGAGAUGUCAUUUACUCAGCUGAAACAGAUGUCCACUUUCCACAUUUGUCGGUGGGAGACACUUUGCAAUUUGCAGCCAGAAUGAGAACACCGCAGAAUAGAGGUGAAAACGUGGACAGAGANGACUAUUACAAACCUUCGAAAUUGGGUGUCGCUUAUCGAGACUUGAGAGCUUAUGGUACAGCAAAUGAUACAGAUUACCAACCAACAGUGACAAACGCUCUUUGGAAAUUCACCACGGAGGCUUUAUCCCACUUGAAAAAAGAAGACGAGUCGAAAAUGUUUGACAUUUUGAAACAUAUGGACGCUAUAAUGAGACCGGGAGAGCUUACAGUUGUUUUGGGAAGACCAGGUGCUGGGUGUUCUACAUUGCUAAAGACCAUCGCUGUCAACACAUACGGUUUCCAUCUCGGCAAGGAGUCAAAGAUAACUUACGAUGGAUUAACGCAGAAGGAGAUUACCAAACACUACCGAGGCGAUGUGAUCUACUCAGCUGAAACAGAUGUCCAUUUCCCACAUUUGUCGGUAGGGGAUACUUUGCAAUUUGCAGCCAGAAUGAGAACGCCGCAGAAUAGAGGUGAAAACGUGGACAGGGAAAAGUAUGCAGAGCACAUGGCCGAUGUGUACAUGGCCACUUACGGGUUGUUACAUACCAAGAACACCAAUGUUGGUAACGACUUUGUUCGAGGUGUAUCGGGUGGAGAAAGAAAGAGAGUUUCUAUCGCCGAGGCGUCCUUGAACGGAGCUAAUAUCCAAUGUUGGGACAAUGCCACCAGAGGGUUGGACUCAGCCACAGCAUUGGAGUUCAUCAGAGCAUUGAAGACAUCAGCUGCAAUCUUGGAUACCACCCCUUUGAUUGCCAUCUACCAGUGCUCGCAAGAUGCAUACGACUUAUUCGACAAGGUUGUUGUGUUGUACGAGGGAUACCAAAUCUUUUUUGGUCGCGCCGAUAAAGCAAAAGAAUUUUUCGUCAACAUGGGGUGGGAUUGCCCACAAAGACAAACCACUGCUGAUUUCUUAACAUCGUUAUCCAACCCAGCCGAAAGGAAGCCACGCCCAGGAUUUGAAGAUAAAGUGCCACGCACUGCAGAGGAGUUUGAAUCAAGAUGGAAGAGCUCGCCUGAGUAUGCUGCUUUAACCAAGGAGAUUGAUGAGCACUUUGCUGAAUGUGAAAACAAAAAUACCAAGCAAUUAUAUCAUGAAUCACACGUAGCAAGACAAUCAGACCACAUUCGUCCAGCAUCUCCAUAUACUGUGUCAUUUGGAAUGCAGGUGAAGAAUUUGAUGUACAGAAACUGGCUAAGAACCAAAGGUGAUCCGUCCAUCACGUUGUUUUCGAUCUUUGGACAAUUGGUUAUGGGACUUAUUUUAUCAUCGAUUUUUUACAAUUUGCAGCCAAAUACGGGUUCAUUUUACUUCAGAGGGGCAGGUUUGUUCUUGGCAGUGUUGUUCAAUGCAUUUUCAUCGCUUUUGGAGAUUUUGGCACUUUUCGAUGCGAGACCAAUCGUUGAGAAACACAAAAAGUAUGCGCUUUAUCGACCAUCUGCGGAUGCUUUAGCCAGUAUCAUAACCGAGUUACCUACAAAACUAUUGAUGUCCAUGUCGUUUAAUUUUGUCUUCUACUUUAUGGUUAAUUUUAGAAGAAAUCCAGGAAGGUUUUUCUUCUACUGGUUAAUGUGUUGUUGGUGUACCUUAGUUAUGUCACAUAUGUUUAGAUCUAUCGGUGCAGUGUCCAAUUCGAUUGCCGAAGCUUUAACCCCAGCAACCGUUAUUUUGCUUGCAAUGAUUAUCUUUACUGGUUUUGUUAUCCCCACGCCAGAUAUGUUAGGAUGGUCGAGGUGGAUCAAUUACAUCAACCCUGUUGGAUACGUGUUUGAAUCGUUGAUGGUUAAUGAAUUCCACAAUCGUGACUUUGCAUGUGAACAAUUUGUUCCAUCGGGUCCUAAUUAUCAAAACAUUGCACAGGUUAAUAGGAUAUGUUCAGCAGUAGGAUCAAAACCUGGCUCUGAUGUUGUAAAUGGUACUGAUUAUGUUGAUUUGGCUUAUGAAUACUACAAUGCACACAAGUGGAGAAAUUUUGGUAUUACCGUCGGAUUUGCUGUGUUUUUCUUAUUUGUCUACAUUGCCCUUACUGAAUUCAAUAAAGGGUCUUUGCAAAAAGGUGAGAUUGUGUUGUUCUUGAGGGGUUCAUUGAAGAAGCAGAAGAAAAAGAGACUGGAGAAGGACUCUGGAUUUGGUGGUAUGCCAAAUGAGAAGGUGUCUCGUGAGGCGGAAGGGGAAGCAGCCAGAUUUGAAAAGAAUGCAGAUGAAGGCUCUGUGGGGUCUACUGAGAUACCAAGCAAUAGAGAAAUA
Molecule: messenger RNA, 2991 nt
Organism: Lodderomyces margitis
Lineage: Eukaryota; Fungi; Ascomycota; Pichiomycetes; Serinales; Debaryomycetaceae
Exons: 1
Biological process (GO): transmembrane transport
Cellular component (GO): membrane
Molecular function (GO): ATP binding; ATP hydrolysis activity; ABC-type transporter activity
Source: RefSeq, a predicted model, not a curated record